Molecule: messenger RNA, 1644 nt
Organism: Asterias rubens (European starfish)
Lineage: Eukaryota; Metazoa; Echinodermata; Asteroidea; Forcipulatida; Asteriidae
Product: F-box/LRR-repeat protein 4-like
Biological process (GO): SCF-dependent proteasomal ubiquitin-dependent protein catabolic process
Cellular component (GO): SCF ubiquitin ligase complex
Molecular function (GO): protein binding
Source: RefSeq, a predicted model, not a curated record
ACACAUGGACUCGACGACUUCCCGUCAAAACGCAAACUCAUCAAAUUGCGUUCUCUGACCAAAUUUGGUUAUUUGGAGAUCCGCUUUGUGUGCGUCUUUGGUAAUGAAUGGACAUGGAAAGUAUGACCGAUAAACAUCACAUUUCAGGCACGAACGAGUGACAGAAUUUGUGACUUUCAGACUAGGUUGGAGAGUAAGAUUUUGUUGUUUGCUGCAGUUCAACUUUGUUUGCAAGUCAAGAAGCUCUACAGUCUCUGAUUGCUUCACAUCCUCUUUCGAAGGUUUACACAACCGCCAUACCAGCUCAACAUCCUCAUGCGAAAGUAUAACCGUCCUACCAGCUUUCUACCAGUUGCUCUCAUUCCACUCAGUGAUUUUGAUGCAUGGGCUGCUGUUCUUCAUUAUCAAACUGCAGUCUGCAUAGCGUAGCAAUGACCAAAACAGUCAGUCAGUUUGCUGAAGAUGUAGUUCAUUUCAGCUCUCAAUAUGGGACAGACGGGAAUGUCUCAUAUGUCGUGCCUAACCUGGCUGGACCAUCCACCAUCUACCCAAAUUAUGAAGAUGUGACGGCUGCUUGUGUUUUUAGGACCUACGGAUCAUGGUGGCAGCAGGCUCCUUCCGCACCGUGCCCGAUCGGUCGUUUCCACAAGAAGACAUUUCUCGGUCAAGAUUUUGUAGAUCUGUUGUAUGCUGAGAAGGUCUACCCUACAGAAGUACGCAUUUAUGAGACCUACCAUCCCGGAGCAGUUGUUCAAAUCUUUGCAUGUGAGCUCUAUAUGAACCAGAACGGUCAAAUGGUCAACCACGAUGUCAGGUGGCAGUUGCUAUGGUCCGGGGAACCGCAACUCUCUUCAGAUGCUAGGAUCUUCUCUCCUCCUCUCAAGAAAGUCAAGUUUGCGGCCAACUUGAUCCGCUUAGUCUUCCAUCAUCUACAUUUGAAUUACUACACAGAACUUGACGCAGUGGAAUUGGUUGGUACCGUCUCUGAACACGAUGAUGGAACUGAUCUUGACGCCGUUUACGCCUCCCACCUUCAAGCAUUAUCAAUUAGCCCACAAGACGGUACUGAUGUAGAAGUCUUAUCAGCAGGUAUUACGACAGAUAAUGGCUACUUCGACUUGCUACCGGGUGAGCUGAUCCAGCUAAUCUUUGGUGAUCUAGAGCUUCCUGAUCUAUGCAGAGUGGCGGCCACUUGUAGAUUAUUCAAGAAGCACUGCUAUGACCAGCUACUGUUCCUGGAGUUGGAUUUGCAGCCUCGUUGGCACAUGGUCAAUGUGCGUACAUUGGAAGGUCUUAAAGGAAGAUGUGAACAUCUGCAGAAGCUGAGCCUGUCUUGGUGCGGUGACUGGGAGGCAAUUACUCCUGAACCAUUUUCAAGGUUUAUUUCAGAUUGUGGGGCGAACCUGCUCUGCCUGAGACUAGCUGCGUGUGUGUUUCUAACAGCCAAGAAUAUCAACGUCAUUGCAUCAACAUGUCAACAGUUACAAGAGCUUGAUUUAUCAUCGGUGCGGAUCUUGGACAGUGACGCCUUUGACCCUUUGGCCACUCUGACCAACCUGACUAGACUGAAUCUGUACAGAACAAGGAUAUCCGAACAAGUGACCAUCAAAAUUAUAAGAAAUUCACCAAAGCUGGAAUAUAUAA